Messenger RNA from Notolabrus celidotus (New Zealand spotty), 1120 nucleotides. It is a transcript of the gene cbln18, whose product is annotated as cerebellin 18. NCBI's taxonomy places the organism in Eukaryota, Metazoa, Chordata, Actinopteri, Labriformes, Labridae. The transcript has 7 exons. Gene Ontology annotation, molecular function: protein binding. The record is from RefSeq and is a predicted model, not a curated record. The coding region runs from base 91 to 819 and encodes 242 amino acids.
CCCCCGCUCAAAACUCCUUCUCUCAGUUUCACAACAUCUCAAGAAGUUGACUUAAUCUUUCAACACAAGGAGAGGGAGGAACCAAAUACAAUGUUGGUAUUACCAGUUUUGUUCCUGCUGAGGGCGCUGUUGCUCUCUGGUCACGUGGAGGCCCAGUCCAGCACUCUGGAGAUAAUGAAGCUGGCGUCAAUGUCAUUGACGGAACCUCUAACUUGUGACAAGUGGGACUGUGACUGUACUUUCAAUCGCCAGCGUAGCUGCUGUUGUGGAGCCAAUGAAAUGUACCAACUCGAGGACAGCAUCUAUGAAAGGAUUAAAAAUUUGUGGCAGGGUGUUAGCACACUCAAGUACAGUGUAAUGGAUCUCUCAGGUGGCUAUAAGAUUGCCUUCAAAGCCACAAUGGACCCUAAUAACAUUGAUGGAUCUUUGAAAGGUUGCUUUGGUAUAUUCACUUCUAAUGUGCCAAUCCCAUACACCUCCAUCUCACUUAAUGAUGGCAACGGAUAUAACCCCACCCUAGGUGCUUUUACUGCUCCUCGUGCGGGUGUCUACCUUUUUUCCGCCACAGUCUACUCAUCCGUGGAAAAGGACGGGCGCCUCUACCACAAAGUCCAGAUGAUGCUGAAUAAUAUAGUGGUGGCCAGUGUAUGGGAGGAUAAUCGAGAGGAUACUGAAGACAGUGCCACUCAGGUAGCGGUACUGGAACUUAAGAGAGGUGACCAAGUCUAUAUGGAACUGAUGUUUGGCAGGAAGCUCUGUAACCACCUGCAGCACAAUACGUUUACUGGUUUUAUGCUGUACCCUGAAACUAAUGAGUAAUGUACCAGCUGGACAUACUCGCUAAUUAAGCUUCCCCACUACAGUACAUGACCAUUAAAGACUCCACGCUGGUCCUCCAGAAGUAGGUUUGUGACCAAUCACUGGACAAGCGCAGUAGAUUCAAUAGGACUAAUAAGUGCACAUGGACUUGUGUGUAUAUAUGUGGGCAUUGCUAAUGAAACACAAAUGGGUGCAGAAUUAUACUUUUGCAUGGCAUGAAAUAAAAAGUGACAUGUUUGAACACAUUUGCAUUAUUAAAGCUAUUACAAUAAACUGCCAAUAAAAAUUCAUUACAAAGUCA